AUGGAGUUUGAGGUGGGACAAGCCCUGGCUUUGGGCUCCAAGCCCUCCUGGUGGGGUUUGAGGUGGGACAAGCCCCGGGUCUGCCCUCCCAGCCCCCCCGGUGUUGCAGGCUAUGGCUUCGUGGAGUUCCUGAGCGAGGAGGACGCUGACUACGCCAUCAAGAUCAUGAACAUGAUCAAACUCUACGGGAAACCCAUCCGGGUCAACAAAGCCUCGGCCCACAACAAGAACCUGGACGUGGGGGCCAACAUCUUCAUCGGCAACCUGGACCCGGAGAUCGACGAGAAGCUGCUCUACGACACGUUCAGCGCCUUCGGGGUGAUCCUGCAGACCCCCAAGAUCAUGAGGGACCCGGACACGGGGAACUCCAAGGGUUACGCCUUCAUCAACUUCGCCAGCUUCGACGCGUCGGACGCGGCCAUCGAGGCCAUGAACGGGCAGUACCUGUGCAACCGCCCCAUCACCGUGUCCUACGCCUUCAAGAAGGACUCCAAGGGGGAACGACACGGCUCGGCGGCCGAGAGGCUCCUGGCAGCUCAGAACCCCCUGUCCCAGGCUGACCGGCCCCACCAGCUCUUUGCAGAUGCUCCUCCACCUCCUUCCGUCCCCACCCCCGUCGUCACCGCCUUGGGACCCGGGGUCACCCCGCCCGGUCUCCCCCCUCCGGGCUCCUUCCCGCCUCCGGUGCCACCCCCAGGAGCUCUGCCGGGAUUCAGCCCCUCCUCCUUCUUCCCUGAGAUUGUCCCUGGAUUUACAGGGGCCAAUUACCCCUGGCAGAGGAAUUCCCAGGAGAGGAUCAUCUGGGCUUGGGCUGGGGGGCAACCCCCUCCUCGCCCUCCACCUGGAAUGCCCCACCCUGGACCUCCUCCCAUGGGAAUGCCACCUCGAGGACCUCAUUUUGGGGCACCUAUGG
Molecule: messenger RNA, 913 nt
Organism: Chaetura pelagica (chimney swift)
Lineage: Eukaryota; Metazoa; Chordata; Aves; Apodiformes; Apodidae
Gene: SF3B4
Product: splicing factor 3b, subunit 4, 49kDa
Exons: 4
Biological process (GO): positive regulation of mRNA splicing, via spliceosome
Cellular component (GO): U12-type spliceosomal complex; nucleolus
Molecular function (GO): RNA binding
Source: RefSeq, a predicted model, not a curated record